This is a messenger RNA of Parnassius apollo (apollo), 3120 nucleotides long. NCBI's taxonomy places the organism in Eukaryota, Metazoa, Arthropoda, Insecta, Lepidoptera, Papilionidae. The record is from the annotation of a GenBank genome assembly.
AUGCGUGAGCGCAACGCGGCAUGCGGCUUCGGGCAGACAGGCAGAGCCCGCGGCGGCGCGCGGACGAUGGCGCGCUGGCUGUGGGCGGUGACGCUCCUGACUGCUGUGCAGGCCUGGCGACCACCACCGAAGCCUCUCCUGCUCUCACCCACUGCACCCGCACGCUUGACAAGACACGGCCACUCAACCAUCCACCAUCUACAUCUGUUCGGGUGGCAUCUAGAGCUACAAGAAAAUCGCGCUAUCCGAUCUCCCUACUACAACGAGUGCAAGUUUUACAAGGGACGUGUACUCUACGAGGACGAAUCCUCAGUGACUGUUACUGAGUGUGAAGGACAACUUUAUGGACUGCUUCAAGUUGCUGGUGAAGAUUUUGUGCUGCAGCCAACAAGACCUGACGGCCGCAGUUCUCAUGUGCUGCGCCGGCGCGAUGUCUUGUUAUCGGACUUACCUACAGCUUACAAUUUGACUGGUGAUACGGUUUCUGACCUCGAUAUUGACUUCAGUGAUGAACCAAUAUUACCCCACGUGCAUCCACGAAAUAGUGAGCAUUCGGAAAGUAUUGACUAUUAUCGAAACGUGCGUCCAGUAACCCGACCAGUUUCAGGCGUUAAGGGAUUAUGGCUCGAAAUGGCUAUUGUGGCCGAUCAUACAAUGUUGAAGUUUCACGGUCAAGAGCGAGUAAAGCAUUACAUCUUAGCUCUAAUGAACAUUGUCAGUGCCAUAUUCAACGACCCUUCGCUUAAUUCAAACAUAACUCUCGUCAUCAACAAUUUGUUCAUGUACGAAGAAAAGGAUCCAAUCAUAAAAUACGGCAACGUAAAGAAAUCACUAGAAGCAGCCAACAAAUGGAACUACAGACAUCUAAUGAAGUUACCAGCUGAUAGUACGGGAUGGGACGCUACUAUAUGGUUGACGAGAGCACCACUCGGUGGACCUUCUGGUUUCGCCUCUGUCGGAGGUAUUUGUACUCGCACUCGUUCCGCUGCCAUUGACAGAGAUGAGGGACUCACCAGCGCCUUUGUCAUCGCGCACGAGCUCGGGCACCUACUUGGUCUAACCCACGACGGAGAAGGAAAGUGUCAAUUUGAUUCUCAGCGUGGAUCAGUAAUGGCCCCUACUGUUCUCGCCACUCUGCAUCACUUCGCUUGGUCCUCGUGUUCCAAGGAACAAUUUCACGAGAAGUCAAAGAAAUGGUGGUGCUUACAUGAACGAAGUCAAGACGAGGGUGUUGAGCUUGGUGGCGCUAAAGAACUCUCAAACUACGCAUUCACUAUGGAUGAACAGUGUCGAACUGAAUUCGGUGAAGGGUUCUCAGUGUGUAAGUCCGUUAAAGUACGGUCGGUUUGUGCGAGGCUGUGGUGUGCUCAUCGUGGCAUACCGCACGUGUGCCGUUCGAAACGGGCCCCGCCACUAGAGGGCACUCCAUGUGGCCCCAAUCGGUGGUGCGUUAAUCGUGUUUGUGAGUUAAUGCCGGGUCAUGGUGCUGAGAUCAAAAGUCGAGAUGACAACAAGGUUCCAAGUACACCGGAAUGGGGGGAAUGGGGGGAAUGGAGCGAGUGCAGUGCCGACUGUGGCUAUGGUCUGCGCACUCGUACACGACAUUGCAGGUAUAAGGGAUCCACAUCGGACAGUGCAUGCGAAGGCGCUGGUUCUCAAGUGGCAGUAUGUUGGAAGGGGUCAGCAUGCGCCGCCACGCGGGACAUUCGCACGGACGUGUGUGUGCGUCAGGCCAGUCAUCUCAUACCCCACGUGCACCCAGAUGAGUCAAAAAACUGCGAAACAUGGUGCGUUGACUACGCGGGUGGCAAUCCUUCUAAGUUCGGUGUCCUUCCUGACGGCUCACCUUGCAGUUAUCAAAGGCCUUUUGACCUUUGUUCACAGGGAGUGUGUGUUAAAGGGCAAUGUAACACCACCGAUCCAGCUUGCAACUGGUGUCCGGACGGAUACUGUAAUAAUAACACACAUUUGUAUACAAGAAAACUCGGAAAAGGUUGGACACGUUUAACAGUUAUACCACAUGAAGCUCGUCUCAUGUCUGUACACAUUUCGACGCCAGUUGCGCUCAAUAUUGCUAUUCGAGAGCGUAAAAAGAACAGACCGAUCCUCGAACUAACGAAACAUCAUUCGAAACACUUUGAAUUGGACAACAAACAGGACAAAUAUUUAAAAUACGACCCGAACGUACCACAAAAUUUGCAAAUAAUAGAAGUAGAUAGUAAUAUAAUUAAUAUUAAAGAAGGCGAGCGCUAUGGUUGGGAAGGGGAAGUGGUGGCUGCGGGAAGUCAAGUGCGGUGGAAACAGACAGACACAGAUGUGUUCAUAACAUCACCAUCUCGUCUGCAGACCGACUUAAUGAUUAUGGCUAUCCCCGAAAGUCAAGUUGUUACCGAUGAGGUACUAACUGUAGAAGUAUCGGUAAACUACAGUACACCGGCAGAGCGCUCGCGUCCGAUGGAAUACAGAUGGUCAACGGAGCGAGGUCCGUGUUCGGCAUCAUGCGGCGGCGGAGUGCGUGCCGUCAGGCAGCGAUGUCCUCGGGAUCAACACUGUGCACCCACGCGAUAUGAACGUUGCAACUCUCACAGUUGCGAAUUUACAUGGACUCCCGGCGAAUGGGAAGAGUGCAGUGCAACAUGCGGUGACGAAGGCGUUCAAGAGAGACAGUUGUUUUGUAUGCCUACGAAUGUGAGUGUAUCCUCAAGAAGAGACCUCAUAAGGCGGAGCGUGUCACCAGCUCUAUGCCCGCCGACCAAACCUGACAGACAGCAGCCAUGUAACCGUCUGCCUUGUCCAGUCUACUGGCAAGAGAUGCCGUGGACUCCGUGUUCGACGACGUGCGGUCGCGGAAUAUCCCACCGGCCGCUGGUGUGCCCGGCAGCAGACGAAGUGCUAUGCGGGCCGAAGCCGCGCGAGCGCCGGCGUCGCUGCCGCACGCGCCACUGUCCCCCCGCGCCCCGCCCCCACCCCACCUGCCCUGACAGCGACGGCACGCAGUACUGCGAGCUGUUCACGCGGGACCAACUCGAGCGGAACUGCAUCGUGCCGCCGUUCAGAAAGUACUGCUGCAACGCCUGUCGCAGCGUUGACACCGAACAUUUCGACACUGUUAGACAUUAG